GGCCCGCAUUGAGCAUGGGCGCGGCGGCCGUGCGCUGGCACUUGUGCGUGCUGCUGGCCCUGGGCACGCGCGGGCGGCUGGCCGGGGGCAGCGGGCUCCCAGGGUCAGUCGACGUGGAUGAGUGCUCAGAGGGCACAGAUGACUGCCACAUCGAUGCCAUCUGUCAGAACACGCCCAAGUCCUACAAAUGCCUCUGCAAGCCAGGCUACAAGGGGGAAGGCAAACAGUGUGAAGACAUUGACGAGUGUGAGAAUGACUACUACAACGGGGGCUGUGUCCACGAGUGCAUCAACAUCCCGGGGAACUACAGGUGCACCUGCUUUGAUGGCUUCAUGCUGGCACACGAUGGACACAACUGCCUGGAUGUGGACGAGUGUCAGGACAAUAAUGGUGGCUGCCAGCAGAUCUGCAUCAACGCCAUGGGCAGCUACGAGUGUCAGUGCCACAGUGGCUUCUUCCUUAGUGACAACCAGCAUACCUGCAUCCACCGCUCCAAUGAGGGUAUGAACUGCAUGAACAAAGACCAUGGCUGUGCCCACAUCUGCCGGGAGACGCCCAAAGGUGGGGUGGCCUGCGACUGCAGGCCCGGCUUUGACCUUGCCCAAAACCAGAAGGACUGCACACUAACCUGUAACUAUGGAAACGGAGGCUGCCAGCACAGCUGUGAGGACACAGACACAGGCCCCAUGUGUGGUUGCCACCAGAAGUACGCCCUCCAUUCAGACGGUCGCACGUGCAUCGAGACGUGUGCAGUCAAUAACGGAGGCUGCGACCGGACGUGCAAGGACACAGCCACCGGCGUGCGAUGCAGCUGCCCCGUUGGAUUCACACUGCAGCCGGACGGGAAGACAUGCAAAGACAUCAACGAGUGCCUGGUCAACAACGGAGGCUGCGACCACUUCUGCCGCAACACCGUGGGCAGCUUCGAGUGCGGCUGCCGGAAGGGCUACAAGCUACUCACCGACGAGCGCACCUGCCAGGACAUCGACGAGUGCUCCUUCGAGCGGACCUGUGACCACAUCUGCAUCAACUCCCCGGGCAGCUUCCAGUGCCUGUGUCACCGCGGCUACAUCCUCUACGGGACAACCCACUGCGGAGAUGUGGACGAGUGCAGCAUAAGCAACGGGAGCUGUGACCAGGGCUGCAUCAACACCAAGGGCAGCUACGAGUGCGUCUGUCCCCCGGGGAGGCGGCUCCACUGGAACCGGAAGGACUGCGUGGAGACAGGCAAGUGUCUUUCUCGUGCCAAGACCUCCCCCCGGGCCCAGCUGUCCUGCAGCAAGGUGGGCGGUGUGGAGAGCUGCUUCCUUUCCUGCCCAGCUCACACGCUCUUCGUGCCAGACUCAGAAAACAGCUAUGUCCUGAGCUGCGGAGUUCCAGGGCCGCAGGGCAAGGCGCUGCAGAAACGCAACGGCACCAGCUCUGGCCUCGGGCCCAGCUGCUCAGAUGCCCCCACCACCCCCAUCAAACAGAAGGCCCGCUUCAAGAUCCGAGAUGCCAAGUGCCACCUCCGGCCCCACAGCCAGGCACGAGCAAAGGAGACCACCAGGCAGCCGCUGCUGGACCACUGCCAUGUGACAUUCGUGACCCUCAAGUGUGACUCCUCCAAGAAGAGGCGCCGUGGCCGCAAGUCCCCAUCCAAGGAGGUGUCCCACGUCACAGCAGAGUUUGAGAUCGAGACAAAGAUGGAAGAGGCCUCAGACACGUGCGAAGCGGACUGCUUGCGGAAGCGAGCAGAACAGAGCCUGCAGGCCGCCAUCAAGACCCUGCGCAAGUCCAUCGGCCGGCAGCAGUUCUAUGUCCAGGUCUCAGGCACUGAGUACGAGGUAGCCCAGAGGCCAGCCAAGGCCCUAGAGGGGCCGGGGGCAUGUGGAGCAGGCCAGGUGCUACAGGACAGCAAAUGCAUUGCCUGUGGGCCUGGCACCCACUUCAGCGGUGAGCUCGGCCAGUGUGUGCCAUGUAUGCCAGGAACAUACCAGGACACGGAAGGCCAGCUCAGUUGCACACCGUGCCCCAGCAGCGACGGGCUUGGUCUGGCUGGUGCCCACAACGUGUCAGAAUGUGGAGGCCAGUGUUCUCCAGGCUUCUUCUCAGCUGACGGCUUCAAGCCCUGCCAGUCCUGCCCUGUGGGCACGUACCAGCCUGAGCCCGGGCGCACCAGCUGUUUCCCCUGCGGAGGGGGUUUGCUCACCAAACACGAAGGCACCACCUCCUUCCAGGACUGCGAGGCGAAAGUGCACUGCUCCCCCGGCCACCACUACAACACCACCACCCACCGCUGCAUCCGCUGCCCCGUCGGCACCUACCAGCCUGAGUUUGGCCAGAACCACUGCAUCACCUGUCCGGGCAACACCAGCACAGACUUCGAUGGCUCCACCAACGUCACACACUGCAAAAACCAGCACUGCGGCGGCGAGCUUGGUGACUACACUGGCUACAUCGAGUCCCCCAACUACCCUGGCGACUACCCAGCCAACGCUGAAUGCGUCUGGCACAUCGCACCUCCCCCAAAGCGCAGGAUCCUCAUCGUGGUCCCUGAGAUCUUCCUGCCCAUCGAGGAUGAAUGCGGCGAUGUUCUGGUCAUGAGGAAGAGCGCCUCACCCACGUCCAUCACCACCUAUGAGACCUGCCAGACCUACGAGAGGCCCAUCGCCUUCACCUCCCGCUCCCGGAAGCUCUGGAUCCAGUUCAAAUCCAAUGAAGGCAACAGCGGCAAAGGCUUCCAAGUGCCCUAUGUCACCUACGAUGAGGACUACCAGCAACUCAUAGAGGACAUCGUGCGCGAUGGGCGCCUGUACGCCUCGGAGAACCACCAGGAAAUUUUGAAAGACAAGAAGCUGAUCAAGGCCCUCUUCGACGUGCUGGCUCACCCCCAGAACUACUUCAAGUACACAGCCCAGGAAUCCAAGGAGAUGUUCCCACGGUCCUUCAUCAAACUGCUGCGCUCCAAAGUGUCUCGGUUCCUGCGGCCCUACAAAUAACCUGG
Nomascus leucogenys (northern white-cheeked gibbon) is the source of this 2986-nucleotide messenger RNA. It is a transcript of the gene SCUBE1, whose product is annotated as signal peptide, CUB domain and EGF like domain containing 1. The record is from RefSeq and is a predicted model, not a curated record. NCBI's taxonomy places the organism in Eukaryota, Metazoa, Chordata, Mammalia, Primates, Hylobatidae. Gene Ontology annotation, molecular function: calcium ion binding. Gene Ontology annotation, biological process: signal transduction. Gene Ontology annotation, cellular component: cell surface.